AUGAUAAAUAAUGUCAUUUCUGAAAAUUCUGGGCAGAGAGAAAAUCAAAAUGGUCAUGAACAGAUUCAGUUCAGCACACUGGGAAUGACCAUGCCUUUGAUGCAAAGUGGUUCAAUGAAUUUAUUUCCUUCAAAUUCAACCACUGAUAUUGAUUUACAAUCAAUUAGGCAACAAAUUGAUGAGAGUAAGUACAACAUGGUGAACAUGUUGACACAACAGAUAUCAACUAUGCUUAAUCCUCUCAUUCAAAAUACUCAACACUUGACUCGACAAUUGUGUCGAAUUGCUGAUGUUUUUGGAGCACCGCCUUUGAACCAAACGUUCCAGCAAGUUCCUGAUUAUGGUCAAAGUGUGCCUCUAAAUUUUACUCAACAUGAAGUUCAGAAUUUUAGUCAAAAUGAGCCUCAAAAUUUGCCUCAAGUUUUAAAUCAUCAUGGUUUCAAUGUUGGAUAUGUCGAUCGUCCAAAUUUCACGUCUCCGUUUUCUGAAGUAGUUCUUCAAGCAGAACUCCCAAGGGGAUGGAAGGUUCCAAAAGUUACUAAAUUUUCAGGAGACACAGGUGAAUCGACUGUUGAGCAUAUUGCAAGGUACCGACUUGAAAUUUGUGAUCUUGCUAACAAUGAACUGUUGAAAAUGAAAUAUUUUCCAAGUUCCUUGACGAAAAAUGCUUUCACUUGGUUUACUACUCUACCUCCUAAUUCGAUCCAUAAUUGGAAUGAAUUGGAGGGGGCUUUUCAUGAGCAAUUCUUUAGAGGAGAAACCAAAGUGACAUUAAUGGACUUGGUUAAUGUUAAGAGACAGCCGAAUGAGUCAAUAGAUGACUGCUUAAUUCGAUUUAAGCAUAUGGAAACUAGAUGUUCUACUCAUGUGCCUGAAUUCGAAUUAGUAAAAAUGGCUAUUGGGGGCCUAGACUAUUCGAUUAAAAAGAAUUUGGUUAAUGAUGAGUUCAUAGAUAUGACUCAAUUGGCUCAUAAGGUUAAAAGGGUAGAGAAACUAAGGCUUGAGAAAUACAAGCCUGAAGAAGUUUUUCAAGGAGAAGAAAGUUCUUGCAUAAGAGCCACUCAAAAUCCUGAAAUUGGUCAAGAUGAAAUUGAUCAAUCUGAUGAGGAUAGUUAUAGUGAUGAGAAUGAAGUGAAUAUGGCUGAAUUUAAGCCAAAGUCUCCUUAUACUUAUGAAGAUGAGAGCAAAGGGAAAUUUCCAGCAAAAUCCUUCAAAGGAUUGAAGACUACAAGUGACUAUAAGAAGGUUAUGGUGAAAUGGAGCCAGAAUUUGCCAAGGACCUCAAACCCAAAAGGGAUUGGCUGA
Molecule: messenger RNA, 1305 nt
Organism: Lotus japonicus
Lineage: Eukaryota; Viridiplantae; Streptophyta; Magnoliopsida; Fabales; Fabaceae
Exons: 2
Coding region: 1-1305 (434 amino acids)
Source: RefSeq, a predicted model, not a curated record